Molecule: messenger RNA, 1266 nt
Organism: Rhododendron vialii
Lineage: Eukaryota; Viridiplantae; Streptophyta; Magnoliopsida; Ericales; Ericaceae
Product: GDSL esterase/lipase At5g45920-like
Exons: 5
Coding region: 288-1022 (244 amino acids)
Molecular function (GO): hydrolase activity, acting on ester bonds
Source: RefSeq, a predicted model, not a curated record
AAAAGCCAAAAUCAAGUAACCAAUCUCUCUCUCUCUCUCUCAUCAAAAAAAAAAAAAAAAUCUCUCUCUCUCUCUUUUUCUCUCUUGAUUUUUUAAUCCUCCGUUUCUGGGUUUGUAAUUGAGUGAGCCGGCGGAGCAGUUAUAUGCAUUUGGUGCAGCUUUUAUGAAUAGCAGUUAGCUAUUGUACGUAACAGCAGUACAGCAAAGAGUUUCAGGAUUUGCUGGUUUCAUUUUGCAUUCCAUAAUAAGCUGAAGAAAAAUCUCCUGUUUUGAUCAGAUCGAAAGAAAUGAGACCAAAGAUUUAUCUCUUCGGUGAUUCAAUCACGGAAGAGUCAUUCUCGUUCGCUGAUGGUGGUUGGGGCGCCUCUCUUGUUCACCACUUCUCACGCACGGUGGAUGUUGUGGUAAGGGGGUAUAGUGGGUACAAUACAAGGUGGGCCCUAAGGGCGUUGGACAAGGUGUUUCCUCCGCCGGAGAAGGAGGCGCCGGUGGCCGUGACAGUAUUUUUCGGAGCAAACGAUGCUUGCCUUCCCGAUAGAUCCGGCGCCUUCCAACACGUGCCCAUUGAUGAGUAUAAGAAUAACCUCUCCUCCAUUGUUUCCUUCCUCAAGAUCUUUGUUGGAUUUCAGAAGCGGUGGCCCGGAACUAAUAUCAUCCUCAUCACUCCUCCUCCUAUCGAUGAAGAUGGGCGACUUCUGCAUCCUUAUGUUGAAAACGCAUCAGGGUUGCCUGAGAGGACUAAUGAGGCAGCUGGUGCUUACGCAAAAGCUUGUGUGGCCAUCGCUAGACAAUGUGGAAUCCUAGUGGUUGAUCUUUGGACCAAAAUGCAGGAAGUUCCCGGCUGGCAAAAAGCUUAUUUGAGUGACGGUUUGCACCUAACUCAAGGCGGCAACAGGAUUGUUUUUGAGGAAGUAAUUGCGAAACUGAGGGAGGCUGGCUUGAGUCUGGAAACUCUACCGGUAGAUCUCCCACGCUUCGACCAGAUCGAUUAUAAUGACCCAGUUAAUGCUUUUGAGUAUUGAACUCAUAGGAGAUGAUCUUCUACCUCUUUCCAAAUCAGAAUUAGUAUGUGAUUUGAAUUACCACAUCUGAACUUGGUUAUAUUUUUGGGCAUGUCCUUUUUGUGAACAUUGUUGUGUUCUUCAAACUGAUACUCCCCCGUCCCAAAAACUAUUUCCCUCUUUUGGAUUCCAACAUUAUGGGGACGCCAUCAUUACUCGUCAUGAUAUGUGAUUUUAAAAAAAUUACUCUUUUGUUUUUUUUAAA